Vespula vulgaris is the source of this 3151-nucleotide messenger RNA. Its product is annotated as leucine-rich PPR motif-containing protein, mitochondrial-like. The record is from RefSeq and is a predicted model, not a curated record. The coding region runs from base 462 to 2951 and encodes 829 amino acids. Lineage: Eukaryota; Metazoa; Arthropoda; Insecta; Hymenoptera; Vespidae. Gene Ontology annotation, molecular function: protein binding. The transcript has 17 exons.
AGGAAAACGUGAAAAAUAUUAAUAGUAGUUUGCUAGGAAGGCGAAAGUGUGGCUCUCGCCACACUUUUUAUGACAAUAUACUCCAUUCCUUAUUGAAAUAUUUUAGAUGUUUCAGAAAUGUUUCAAAACGUAUUCGAAUCAACGACAGUCAUAAAAGUUGUUUAUGUUUGGCACAUGACGAGUUAGCGUUAAAAGAAAGAAAUUUGGGGAAUCAGUAUAUAAAAGAAUCGGAUAUAGAUAAUAUAUUAAACAAGAUAAAUAACAAAUUCCAAUAUAAAGGCAUAAUAGAUAAACAUUUGCUAGAAGAAAUUAUAUAUUUUAUUGAGAUACACGGAAAACUUGAUUCAUCACAGGCCCUUUCAACUUUUCAUUAUUGUGCUCUCUUGAUACAGUGUACAGAAGAACAAAGAAUAAAGUUUAUAAAUACUUUCUGGAAGCUAUGCAAUAUUUAUAAUGUCCCAAUGAAUGUAAGUCUUUAUAAUAUGCUAUUACAACUUUAUGUACAAAAUAAAUAUAAAUUUUCUCCAUUGGAAAUUUUAUCUGAUAUGAAAAAAAGAUCCAUUGAGCCAAAUGAAGAUACAUACAAGAAAAUUUUAGAGUACUAUUGUAAAAAUGGAAAUAUGGAAGAUGCGAUAACUAUAUUUAAAUACAUGAAGAAUGAGAAUUAUCCCUUAGAUAUAGAUAUCUUUAAUUUAAUAAUAAUGGGAUACUUUGAAAUUGGUGAACUAAGUAAUGCAAUAGAUGUUCUUACUAUUAUGCCAAAGAUUAAUCUAAUUCCUUCAAAUGAGACUUAUACUACACUUAUGUGUGGUUUUGCAAAAAACAAUGACAUAGAGAGCAUACAAGAACUAUUAUUUAGAUGUCAAAAGAAAAAAGUAAAUUUUACAAAUAAAAAUAUAUUAGAUGUGAUAUAUGCCUUUAUAGUUCAUAAAAAUGUAGAUUAUGUGGACGAGAUGCUUGACAUACUGAAGAAACCAUACGAAGCAGAAGGUAUAGAUUUUUUUGGAAAAGUUAUCGAUAUAAAACAAGAAGAUAUAGCUACAAAAAUACUUUUUUAUAUGCAUCCUCAUAUAAGAAAUGAUUUUUUCAAGAAUAAAUACGAAAAUUUCUUCAUAAAUAAAUUUAUAUACAGCAAUGUGAUUCCUGAAAAAAUUAUAGAUAUGUGUAGACAUUUUUACACGAAAUUUAAUAAUACCCAAACAUUUACAGAAGCAAUUUAUAUUUCUUUUAAACAUGAUAAUGAUCUUUUAACUUCAAAGUUACUAAAAGAAUGGAAAAACAAUGGUCAUAAACUUAGGCCACAUUAUUUUUGGCCAUUUUUAACUAAAUUUCAAAAUAAUCAUGAUAUUAAAGGUCUUCUGGACUAUGUAAAGGAUAUGAUCACAAUAUAUGAUGUUAUACCUUGUGCACAUACAAUUGCAAAUUUUAUUAUACCUAAUUUAUUAAGCAAUAAUAUCAUUUCUGUCUUUUUAUUAGAAGAACUUGGCAUACCAGAAGAAGUAGCAAGAAAUGCUAUACUCUAUUCUUUGUUAAAUAAAAAUAAAACAAAAUCCGCUUUCAUGUAUGUUUUAGAUUAUCCUAUUUGUUAUAGAGACUUUAUAUUGGGAAGCUCACUCAGACAGGCAUUAUUUAACACAUAUGAUAUUUAUGCUUAUUUGGAAAUUGCAAGGAAUUUGUAUACAGAAACAAGCUCUGGAAAGAUACAAAAAGUUUCUUUGACUGAUAAAAUAUCUGAUAUUAUGGAUUUCUUAUAUGAAAAUCCCACAUGUAUUUCCAAGAUAAUGGAAUAUUUGUUAAAGAACAAAUUACAAAUUUCUAAUGAUAUUUGUGAAACUUUGUUUAAUUAUCAAAAUAAAGAUGUACUGCACGAGGAAGUGGAACAAUCGGAAAGUAUAUUUAAAACUUUGAUUACAACAGAAAUGGAAAAUGAACAGACGCAAACGAAAGAUUUGAUGUCGAAACAAUUGCAUUCUUUUACUUCUCGUGACCCUACAAUUCCAUUCAAAAUCUUAUUGCAUUCAAAAGGCUGGAGUACUGCUAUUACACGUGACAUGAAUAUCUUUAUAGCAGAUCAAUUAUUAAAACAAUAUACGAUCGAGGAAAGUAAAAAGAUUUUAAAAAAAUUAAUAAAUGAAUAUCCUACUUAUGCCAGCUCUCAAUUAUCUUUAACUUAUGCACAAAAUUUAGUAUCAGUAGGUAAUUUAGAUGAUGCAGCAGAAAUAAUUGAGUAUACCGGCAAGAUAAUAAAAUGCGAUGGAAAUAUAUUAGAAAAAUACACUAAAUCAUUAUUGAAUGAAACUGCUUUAACGGGCAAUGAAGAAGUAGUAAAAAGAUUUUAUGACAUAUUUCUAAAUAUAAAUUAUAUGAAAUCACAGAAUUUUUUAGAUCCAUUUAUCAUAAUUCAUAUUGAACAGGGUAAUAUAAUUAAAGCUUUGGAAACUGCUAUAACAUUGGGUGAAAAAUAUAAACACAUACCUGCAUUAAAGGAAUUAAUUGAAUCAAUAGUCUUAACAAAAGAUGUGAAAUUAUUGCAACAUUUUAUAAAUGUUGCUACAAAAAUUUAUAAGGAACAAUAUAUUUUAAUAGAAUUAAUCCUAUGCUUUCUGAAAAAUGACUUCCUAGAAGAAGCUAAAAAAGUAAUAAAGUUUUUUUGUACAUCCAAUUACAAAUUUACAGUUAUACAGGACAGCUUACACAAUUCUUUUGAAAAAAAGUAUACCACAAUAUUAGAAAAAUUACUUGACUUUUCAGUAGACUAUCCUAAUGCAAAUAGAUCUAUUAUAUAUGAAUGUCUUAUCGAAAUUUAUGUUGAAGAAAGAGAUUACAAAAAUGGGUUGAAUUUACGGAGAAAAAUGCAGAAAGAGAAAGUAUCACCAACUGAGAAGUUCACCACAUAUUUUAAUAAACUAUCAACAAAUUUUCCGAUUCAUACAAAUUUAAGAAAGCUAUAAAUUAAAACGGCAUAAAUGUAUGACGCGUAUCCACACGUACAACAUAUUUUGAUUAUAUAUGUAUACACGUGUGUGCGUGUGUGCGUGUGUGCGUACAUUGCAUAUGGCUACUGUUACUAACUUAUUUCAUGUAUAUAAACAUGUUCUAUGUUUUAUUUAUAUGAAAUAAAAAUAUAUAGUUCUUUAUUUUUUUCAUAUUA